UCCCGGAUCUACUCCCGUCCCUGCUCCCAGUCCCGGUGCUACUCCGGAUCCUUGUACCCCUCCCACUCCGGAUCCGCUCCUGCGGUCCCGCUCCCGGUUUUACCGGGUUUUGUUGUGGUGGGAGCGGGGGGGGGAAGGGGGGUCGCCCCACUCCCGGUUCGGCUCCGGUUCACCCCCCCCCCCCCAACCCACCACACACCCCGGAGGAGGGGCGCGGAUCUUCCCACAAUCCAGCGCCGGGUGCGAUGGAGGCUGCGCCGCCCGCGGCUGCUCCGGCUCCGGCUCCGGCUGCCGGCCCCCAGCGCCGAGUGCCGCUGCCCGCCGACCGAGCGCCGCGGCCGGCCGCUAUGGAGCGCGGGGAUGCGGCGGGGUCGCCGGGACCGGGGAUGGGAGCCGGCCAGCGGGAGCCAGCAGCGGGCGCGGCGGGACGGGAGACCCCGGAGCCCGGGCACAGCCCCCUGCUGCAGCCGCUGAGCGGAUCGCAGAGCCUGGAGCAGCGGCUGAGCGAGCUGGGCAUCAGGAAACAGACGUCGUACAGGAAAAUGCUAUAAAUGGUGACCACAUUUGGGUGGAGACAAAUGCUUCUGGAGAUUUCUGCUACCUUGGAGAAGAGAACUGUUUGGUGAAGAUAGCUAAGUCAGUUCCAAGGAGGAAAUGUGCAGCGUGCAAGAUAAUUGUGCACACAGUGUGUGUGGAGCAGCUGGAAAAGAUAAGCUUCCGCUGCAAGCCAACCUACCGAGAAGGAGGGAGCCGUUCUCUUCGAGAGCAGAGCUUUGUCAGACAUCACUGGGUUCACAGGCGCCGCCAGGAAGGAAAAUGCAGGCAGUGUGGGAAGGGUUUCCAGCAGAAGUUUUCAUUCCACACGAAGGAAAUCAUAGCCAUCAGCUGUUCCUGGUGCAAGCAGGCAUUUCACAAUAAAGUGACAUGUUUCAUGUUGCAUCACAUCGAGGAGCCUUGUUCGCUAGGUGUGCAUGCGGCAGUCAUUGUACCCCCAACAUGGAUAAUAAAGGUGAAAAAACCACAGAACUCCUUCAAGUCUUCAAGUAGAAGGAAAAAGAGGACAUCAUUGAAGAGAAAAACCAGCAGGAAAGGAGCAGACGAGAACAAGUGGAAGCCAUUUAUUAUCAAGCCCGUUCCUUCACCCUUGAUGAAGCCGCUUCUGGUGUUUGUCAAUCCAAAGAGCGGUGGAAACCAGGGAAACAAGGUCCUCCAGAUGUUCAUGUGGUGUCUAAAUCCACGGCAAGUCUUUGACCUCUCACGGGGAGGACCGAAAGAAGCUUUGGAGCUCUACAGAAAGGUGGCAAACCUGCGGAUUCUGGCCUGUGGCGGCGAUGGAACGGUUGGCUGGAUUCUUUCCUUGUUGGAUGAACUGCAGCUCCGACCCCAGCCUCCUGUUGCAAUCCUGCCGCUGGGGACGGGAAAUGACCUGGCCCGUACUCUCAACUGGGGAGGGGGAUACACAGAUGAACCAGUCUCAAAAAUCCUUUGCCACGUGGAAGAGGGUAAUAUUGUACAGCUGGACCGCUGGAACCUUCAGCUCCAGAACAAUCCUCAUCUACCCCAGGACGACUCCGAGGAAGGGACUCAGAAGCUCCCACUUGGUGUGUUUAACAACUACUUCAGUCUGGGCUUUGAUGCCCAUGUGACACUUGAGUUCCAUGAAUCUCGGGAAGCAAAUCCAGAACGAUUUAACAGUCGAUUUAGGAACAAGAUGUUUUAUGCAGGGACUGCCUUUUCAGACUUUCUACAGAGAAGCUCUCGAGAUUUAUCCAAACACAUUAGAGUUGUGUGUGACGGCACUGAUUUGACGCCCAAAAUCCAGGAUUGGAAAUUCCAAUGUAUUGUCUUCCUCAAUAUCCCCAGGUACUGUGCAGGCACAAUGCCUUGGGGGAAUCCAGGAGAUCAUCGGGACUUCGAGCCACAGAGGCACGAUGAUGGCUGCAUUGAGGUGAUUGGCUUCACCAUGGCAUCUCUGGCUGCCCUUCAAGUUGGAGGUCAUGGGGAGCGACUACACCAGUGCCGAGAGGUGAUCCUCACCACUUACAAGACAAUCCCCAUGCAGGUGGAUGGGGAACCCUGCCGACUGAGUCCGUCAGUCAUCCGAAUCUCGCUGAGGAACCAGGCCAACAUGGUGCAGAAGUGCAAGCGGCGGACUUCCAUGCCAUUACUAAAUGAUAUCCACAAGGUGCAGCAUGCUGAUCUUCGGCGUGUUUCUGCUCCCCCUGAUAGCUUCACACUCCCGCACACCGUCCCGGGUCGGCUGAGGAUGCGGGUGAACAGGAUCAGUCUCCAGGACUAUGAGAGCAUGCAGUACACCAAGCACAGGCUGCAAGAGACAUCCAUUCCACUGGGAAUUAUCGUCAUCCACGGAGACUGUGAUCUGGAAACCUGCCGCAAGUACAUCGACCGGCUGCAGGAGGACUUCUAUCCAUUAACGUCAGAUGGACAUCAAUUUCAUUACCAGGACAGUGAGUCUUCCCAGCGACAGAUGUUGUCUUCCCAGAAUCUUUCUUCCAAAUGGUGCUUCCUUGACUCAACCUCCUUGGAUCGAUUCUACCGUAUUGACAGAGCCCAGGAGCAUCUUCACUUUGUGACAGAGGUUGCUCAUGAUGAGCUCUUUAUUCUGGAUCCUGAGAUUGCAGCCACCCCAAAAGUUGGGACAACCCCUGGAAUGCCAGACCUAGUGGUGGACCCUUCCCCUGGGAAAACAGAACUGUGGAAUGGUUCCAGUGGCAAGUGGAUUGGAAGUGACAGCUGUGAAUCUGAGUCUGGGAUCCAACACCAACUUCUUGGCAGACAGACAGGCAGCUUGGGACCGCAGAAGCUCAGGCCUCCCACAUCUUCUGAAGAACAAGAACUUCUUCAUUCAGUCCUGGAGGGUAACCUACAAAAGUUCAUAGACUCUUGCAAUAAGGGAGCCAGCCUGAUGGUGUGCAGUUCUGAGGGUUACUCUGUAUUACACUGUGCUGCAAAGAAUGGCCAUAAAGAACUUGUAAAGUACAUCAUAGAACAUGGUCCUCGUGAGUUAUUAGACAUAGCAGAAGCUGAAACGGGUGAGACAGCAUUGCACAAAGCAGCAUCUCAUCGGUAUCGUACAAUAUGUCGCUUCCUAAUCAGUGCUGGGGCCUCGUUGACACAGACUGAUUUGCAGGGCAACACUGCGGGUAACAAAGCAGAGGAGGCAGGAGACCUGGAACUUGCUGCUUACCUGGAGAACAGACAGCAACACCAGAUGGUGGGACGCGAGGACCUGGAGACAGCAGUCUGAGAACGGAGAUGUGGAGGGAGUGGGUUGAGGGAAGAAGUGGGGGUUGCCCCAAGAGAGCUCUCUGCUCUUCCCACUGGGACUUCCCAGUAGCUGUAGCUCUUUGAACCCUGCCACUGGUGGAAUGAGAAGGAAUGGCAAUUCUUUCUGGAAAGAGGGGAAGUGGUCAUGGAAACGACAGUAAAGGUGCUUAUGACUAUUCAGAGGGCACCCAUGAAGAACAGAGACCAGUGGUACUCCACAAUGUUGGCUCAUUGGGAAAGCCUCUGUCCUAUCUCAACACCACAGCUCUCAUCAAAAACUGCAAGGUGGACCUCUCCAAGGAAACUUUUUCAUUCUGCACUUCAUGAGGAGAACAGUUAUCCUUCAGAAUUCCCUCACGUACCUGGGACCACGCGCUGUUUCCUCCUACGGUCAACUCCAGCUCGAAGCAAGUGAGACAAACGUGUAGAAAUCCGUCUGCCGAUUCUGUGUGCAACCCUUUCAGAACGUUACAACUGAGCAAGACCUCCAGAGUCUGAUGGUGGCUGUCAAGGACAUGGAGUAUUUAUAUGGGCAAGGGAUUCCUCUUACCUUCCUAUGCAUGCCUCAAGCCCCUGCUUUGGCCAAUUUUCUGCCCGGGAACAGAGUGUGAGAUUAUCCUGGAGAGCUCUGUACUGAACCGAGGCCAGUUCUUGCUCUCUCACCACAAGCCAAGGCGGCUGACUUUGGCAAGAAAGUUUGGAUUGUUGCAAAUGCAGAAAAAAGAGCAAGCUUUUCACUUUACAAGGCUGGUCAGAAACCAUCAGCAUUCACAAGUGGGCAGAUCCACACAAUGUACAAUAUUUCCGUCAACAAAUUCUUUUGCAGACAUCUUUGCCUCAUGCUUAAAUGAGUUCCAGUGCAUCAGCAAGCCUAACCUCAUUUCAGAAUGGUGGAUGGUUUAAGAUUAUGGUCAGCUCUUCCUGGGGAUUCUUGCUAAUGUGGUCAUCAUGAACUGUGGUCAAGGUGCUUUUCAUUUACCCACCUUCCAGUUCCGUCUCUACUUAAUUAUAUCCAUGGAGGCAGGAAGGGAAGUUCUGCCAGUUGUGGGUGGGUUUCAAGAGGAGGUGGACCGUGCUCUUUGUGGGCUUGUCCCAUCACCUCUAACACUGCACCUCGACAGUGUUGCUUCUGGAGAUGCCAAAGCCAACUCUAUCCAUUCUAAUCAGCAUGGGGGGAGGUGGGGAACUAAAGAGACAGGAGGGAAAUACAUGUGAUGGCUUUUCCUUGGGAUUUGAUUUAGUUUCUGGGUGAUGUACACCAGGUUACUAUGGAACCAAAUCAUCCCGGAAACUGGACCAGUGACUUACUACAAUUUAAAACUUUGGGUGGGCAACAAUGUGAGGUCAGUUGUGUCUGAAUGCUAUUUUAACCCAAGUCAUGAAAAGGAUACAGCUGGUAUAAUUUUCUAUACAGUUGAAGGGGAGCCAAGGCUGGGAGGGAUGUUCAACUUUCCCUUUGGGCCAGGAUGUGUAGGAGGAUGUCCUCAGGACCUUGCUUGGCAACUGUGGCUUCCACCACCCGCCCUCACCCACUGCAAAUGCCUCCUUGUGGUUCACAAAAGCUUCAGAGCCACCGCCUGCUCACAGCCUCCAACUCCUGCUCUUCCCCCCCACUGGCCAUUCCAGAAGGGAAAUGAAGACUACGUGUUAAAGUCACCAGAGCUGGUGACUCCACAUAUACCAUCUUUACUAGGAAUUCAGCAUCUCCCAGCAGGGGAGAGGCCAGUUCCCCUACCUCUCCGGCUUUGGACUGAAGCUGAGAGCCACCCACCCGACGUGGUGUGCACAGGAUAGAACCUGAAGCCAUCAGAUCAGUGAAGAGGCCCAGCAGACUUGCUCCCCUGAUCAGGGAGGUGGCAAGAUCACUGCCUUCUCUUCAUUGCUUUCUCUACCUCUUGCAGUUUCCCCUGUGGGGAGGAAGGCAAAACAUUUGUGCCUGGUUUGGGGUCAACACCAUGGGUGGACAGAAGCAGGUCAAGCCUCCCCACCAGCCGACACAGCUUCCCCACUCUUGUGUGUGUGCACAUCAGUGCGAGGACGUCUCCUGUUGGAUCAGUUGGAAAGCACUGCCAGGAAACAGCCAGUGACAAAGGGAACAUUUGGUCUCCUUUACUGCUCUGUCAGCUGAAUCCAUUCACCAGGACUGGGUGUCUUCACCCAAUGAGGCAACUGCGGACACCAACAGACAGGCCAAGAGGUUUCUUUCAUUUAACACAGGGCUGACUUGUCUUCCAACUAAUUGGACACAGAGCAUAUGGAAUCCCUGCAAGUUGGUACUACACUGAUGGUGGCAAUGUCUAUAGUAAGGGGUACCUGAUGCACUUGAAUUAGAUACAGAAUUGGAGGCGAAUGUCAGGUGAGAGGGGACAGGGGGCUGGGGAAUGUUCAGCUCAGUGCAGACUCCUGCCCACCAGUGUCAGACCCAUAUCCCACCAUCAUAGCAUCAAAUCCUUAAAAUACCCAGUGUGGUCCUUGCUCAAAUCUGCAAAUCAGGACUCCCACUCCCAAAUGUGGCCUAGUGGGGGGCAGAAACCAAUGCAUCUGGUCCAGGCCAAACCCGUCCAAAAGUGGGUCUGAGGCAAAAGGCACCCCACCCAUGACCAGGUGAUGCUUGAUUGGGACUGAGAGGCAGCCAGUGAUCACAGGCCAUUCCUUUCCUCCACCCCCUCCCCCAAGAAUCCAUUGAAUUCAGGUGGGGCACUAACAUGGAGUUGUAAGUAUCUGGGCCCAACACACUACAAAGGGACCGUGUCUCAGUCACCACUAAAGUCAUCAAACGCCUGUGUGAGAACUCUGGGUGGAAGCAGCAAGGGUCACUGGUCAUGGUGGUCUGACCUUCAAGCGUGAAGGAGGUCAAUGGGUUAUAGAGCUGAACUUCAGAGUCUGGGGUUGGGGGUGGGGGAUGGUCACCUCCCCAACACCCACUUUCCAGGAGAGAAUAUUAAAAGGUGUUUGUGAGUAGUUCGGUUCAAAGUAGAAAAUUGUGCCUCGGGCACAGCAGGGAAAUGAAAACCAAACAAUGUAGAAUAAUUAAAUCAGAUAGAAUAAUAGUAAUGCAUGGUAAAAACAAUGAAGGGUAGAAAAUGUGGGUCAAAUACAUGUCCUCUAUAUAAAUGUCUGGGGGAUAGGGAACAAGGUGAAUUAAGUGGUAUUAGGCUACAUCCUCAUCAGCUUACCUGCUGAAGAUGUAUCUGUCCACAGCGAUAGUGAUAGGAGUGACUACUGCCAGUCCUUUUGGAGUCAAAAGGACACCUUUGCACAGAGGGCAAUCCCACAUUGAGCUGUCUGGCACUGUGACCAUGCUAAAUCAGAUGAAUUGAGAUCCUUCAGACAGUGGGAAGUUUAAGAGAGGUAAUGCUGAGGUACAAUUGUGUGUGGUUGGUCAUUAUCUGAGUAACAUGUGAAAAUGCAAUGGGAUUAACAGUCUGUAACUUCAUGGCCAGAAUAUCCCUUUAAACACCAAACUAAGGGUUCAAUGGGGCACAUAAGAGUAUUGCCACGAACAAACCAAGUGUACCAAAUGCCAGGUGCCAAUGCAAUGUGUUUACAACACAGGACCAGAUACCUGUUAAGCUGUAAACACAGUACACUAUAAACACCACUAUGCAAUCGCACAACCGAACAGCUCUGUAGUCAUUUACAUUGUUGGACAUUUAAACAGCUACCAGGGGGUGGCUCCGUGAAUGAUCACAACUCAAUGCUUGUGCCAAAGACUGGAGCUUUUGCUGGUGUCUCCAGAGCCGAGCCAAAUGGAUAGUCCAUCUCGGCCUGCUCCAGAGAACCCCACUGCUACAAGCAGCUGAUCUCUGGCAAAUUCAGUUCAUAUCACAUGGGAUCAAGAAAUAGUUGAAUGAAUUGCAUAAAGCAAAGGCUGUGGCCUGAUGGAUCCCAGCUCCAGUGCUUAGAAUUCACCAACCCUCUGGUCCACCUGCUCCAGUACAAUUACAACACUGCUGUCUACCUGAUAAAAAGGUGGGAAAUUGCUCCGAUAUGCCCUGUUUACAAGUAGCAGCAAAGUACAAAAUACAAUCCAGCCAAUAUCCACACUAUCCAUAAUCAAAGAGUGGAAGGAAGUCUUGCAUUGUUUAAUACUUUCCACAUCGCUUUCAGAACACAACAAAGGACAUGUGAUGUAGAAGAUCAAAGUAAUGAAAGGUGUUACUGACAAGGUAACCAAUUUCUACUCACCAAUGCCCUAAAUCUGGCUUAAUGCAUGGUAAAGGGGAAAAGCAGGGAGAUUUGGGGAGGGAAUUCCAAGCUUAACCUUGGCAGCUGAAGACACUGCCGAUGAUGGUGGAGCAGUCAAAUUCACUGAUAAUCCAGAGGCCAGAACUAAAGCACCAUAGGUACCUUGGACUGAUGUAGAGCUGGAGGAGAUUAAAUUGAGAACAUGAGACCAUGAUGGAAAUGAGAAUUCUAGAGUGUUAAUUAGUAAGCACAGAAGUGAACCUUGGUCUGAGAUAGGAAACAGACAAUGACCCCAGGUUUAUAGCAAGUAAAACCAGAAGAGCUUUGAAAUGGUCAUGUCCAGAGAUAGCAGAGGUAGGGAUGAGGGUUUCAGCAGCAGAGCCAGAUGGUAUUAUGAGUAGAAAAAGACAGUGAAGGUGGAAAUCCGGGGUUGGCUGCUCAUUAAGAGGGGUAGAGCGAGUGACUGUAGAGCAGGAUUGUUGUGGGAAGGCAAAGACUAUAGCUUCAAUCUUUCUCAUAUUUGGUUGUAAGAUAUUACUGCUCUUCCGGUAUGGGAAGUGGCCAAGGACCUCUCCACCACCAGUGCACGAUGGCUGCAGGGUGCAUUAUCUGGAAAGUGUACUGCAGUAACUUACCUAGGCUACUCCAACAGCACUUCAUAAACCCAUGACUUCUACAGACUAGGAGCAGGCAAAUGCCAACACUAGGGAAUGCAGGCAAGGCUGCCUCCGAGCCCCACACACAUCUACAGGCAAAGCCCUAGGCUACAAACAGUAAUUCCAGACCAACUGUCAAUUUGAGAUUGAUAAAUUUUUGCUCACCAAGACAUUAGGGUAUACGGGGCCAAGUCACUUUUAUGAAGCUGGUUCAGACCAUGAUCUAAUGAGGUAACAAGCUGAAGGGGAUAAAUAGGCUCCCUCCUGUUCCUGUCACUCACCUCUGCACACGGCCACUGUUGUGCUGCGUGAACAGUUGCCUCCGCUGCCCCGAUACUGAGUGCACGGAACAGCCUCCUCUCACAGCGACAUCAGGCAACAGAUAGGAGUGCUGGACACUGCAAGGUGAAAAAUCAUUACCUCCAGAAAUGGUUCCAACGUAUUCUUCUUCUCCCUGGACCUUCAAACGUAGUAAAAUGAAAAUUGAAUAGACUAUUGCUCUCUGAAACAUCUCCUGUGGUACUUGUGUAUAAAGAUCGCCAAAGCAAUUGUGAGCAACUUGAAGCUAGCCAAAGCUAAUUUCGUGACAUUCACUUAUCCAAUUUUAGAAAACAUACAUCUUCAUUUAAACCCAUGCGCUGUUGAAAUCUUCCUUUUCCAAUGAGAGUUUGCUUUCCACCUUUACUCUUCCUGAACUAUAGCUUUACUCAGGUCCUAGUGAUCAAAAUCAGGUGCUGCAAUCAACGAGUUAUACCAAUCCCCAUGUUAGCUAUCCACUUUCAUUUUGUGGUUAAAAAUGACGUAAAAACAUGUCUAUAUUCUUACAAGCAGGACCUAAACAAAACCUUCGGAGAGCAUUCUCAACACCAAACUGUAUGCGCAGCCAGCAGGAUUUAUGUCAAUAAAAGUACUUGGUUCUUAUCAUCGAGCGCAUACCCGGACAAUUAACUGUAUCCUGACCUCAUCCUCAGCAUCCUUUCUUCAUGCUUCUCACUGUUCCAGCAGUCCAAGCGCAUCUUCCCCCUUCUGCCAACGUGUUCACUGCCUGGUGUACAAGGACAACCUUUCCUAAUUGAAAAUGGUCAGAAAUAAUCCUGGGAGCCACUCUGGCAUGUGGCUUCACUGGCCAAAAGACGACUUGUAGCAUCUUGCAACAACUCUGUUCGUGAAUGCCUAAGACUUCGUAAUACUGCUCAAGCUUCAAGCUUAUGAAUAUCCUUCUUAUAAGUAGCCACAAAUAGAGAGAGAAAUGUCCAUUUGCAUCUGUACACUAUCUUUACCAUCAAGAGAUGUCCCAAGACAUUUUAGAGGAGAGCCAGCGGCAGGGUUAGACUCUGAGGAAAAUUGAGGACACACACAAGGCCAGACCUGGAAGAAUAUAGUGAACCCAAGAGGUGGUGGGCUUGUA
Molecule: messenger RNA, 9540 nt
Organism: Pristis pectinata (smalltooth sawfish)
Lineage: Eukaryota; Metazoa; Chordata; Chondrichthyes; Rhinopristiformes; Pristidae
Gene: dgki
Product: diacylglycerol kinase, iota
Exons: 33
Coding region: 932-3268 (778 amino acids)
Biological process (GO): regulation of synaptic transmission, glutamatergic; intracellular signal transduction; lipid phosphorylation
Cellular component (GO): nucleus
Molecular function (GO): protein binding; ATP-dependent diacylglycerol kinase activity
Source: RefSeq, a predicted model, not a curated record